Messenger RNA from Oryza sativa Japonica Group (Japanese rice), 1551 nucleotides. RefSeq names its product protein BOBBER 2. NCBI's taxonomy places the organism in Eukaryota, Viridiplantae, Streptophyta, Magnoliopsida, Poales, Poaceae. The record is from RefSeq and is a predicted model, not a curated record. Gene Ontology annotation, biological process: protein folding. Gene Ontology annotation, cellular component: cytoplasm.
AAAACUCCCAUUCCUCCGACUCCAAUCCAAUCCAACGCUUCCUUCCUCGCAAAGCCUCUGCGAAUCUCGCGCACGCAGAAACCGCUCCCAAACCCUAGACGCAAUGGUGGUCACCAUCGAUCUCCGGGAGGUCACCAUCGAUCUCCGGGAGGAGGACGAGGCGGCGGCGGCGGCGGCGAUGAAGGCCAUCGCUGGGAGGAGCGACGAGGAGGUCCUCGCGGCGGUGCUCGCGCGCAAGGGUGGCCCUGUCCCGUUCCUCCAGGCGGCGAUCGACGCCGCGGCGGCGGCGGCGACGAAGGCCAUCGCUGGGAGGAGCGACGAGGAGGUCCUCGCAGCGGUGCUCGCGCGCAAGGGUGGCCCUGUCCCGUUCCUCCAGGCGGCGAUCGACGUCGCGCAGCGGCGAUCCGACCUGUUCCUCGACCCCUCCGCACCGGGGGUGGUGGCGGAGAUGGCGGUGGAAGCCCAGGCCAAGGCGGAGGCGGAGGAGAGGCGGAAGAGGGCGAAGGGGGAGCCGAGGAAGGCGGAGGAGAUGCUGAAGGAGGAGGAGCCGAUGAAGGCGGAGGAGAUGCUGAAGGAGGAGGAGCCGAUGAAGGCGGAGGAGAUGCUGAAGGAGGAGCCGAGGACGCCGAUGAGAGAGGCGGGGAGGGACAAGGUGGAGAGGGCAGCGGUAGUGGAGCGCGUAAGAGACCCUAAGCCUAAUGCUGGAAAUGGUCUGGACUUGGAGAAAUAUUCCUGGACUCAGGAAAGGCCAGAGGUUACCAUAACCAUUCCAGUUCCCCAAGGAACAAAAUCAAGUCUUGUCACUUAUGAGAUUAUGAAGAACCAUCUGAAGGUUGGACUGAAGGGUUGCUCUUUUAUAAUUGAUGGGGAGCUUUUUGAGCCAGUUAAAGUUAAUGACUGCUUGUGGACCAUUGAGGAUGGGAAUACACUGUCUAUACUUUUGACAAAGGAAAACCAGAAGGAAUGGUGGACAUCAGUGAUAAAAGGUGACCCUGAACUUGACCCCCGCGACAUGAAAGUACCUGAACUCCGUGAUUGUGAUGUUGAGGCCAAAGAGACUAUUGUGAGGAUACUAAGUCAUGGAUUGCCCAAGAGAGCUAUGGAUCCUGCAACAAGUGAUGAUAUCCAGCAAGAGGAACUUCUGAAGAAUGCCCAGUACUCGCAUAUGGAUUCCUAAGGCAAAAAUUGAGGAUGUUGAACCCAAGAAGUGUACAUACAUCAUCCUUUGACAGAGAAUAGAAGUUCAGACACAGAACAGAAGGUCACAUCAUCUUUUUUGUACCGGGUUAGGAAGCUCAAAUACUGAAGACUUCUCUGCUAGUACGAUUUAGCUCUAUGGUAACUAGUAAUCCUCGAAUCAUAGCCUGGUAGUCACACAAUGUUAGUCUAUAAACAUGAAGCUGCACCUAUUCAGAAACCUUCCUCUUAAACACCUUAUCCUGUAUCUACUCAGCAGUAACAUGGUCGAGAUUUUGUGCUCUAAGCUCUGGUGGUUGUGCAAAUGGAUAUCGGCAUCUACAAAGCAAAUGCAGUUCCUCUCUCUUUGGUUUU